GCUGUUGGGGUCAGGCUCCGCCCAGCCUGCCCGGCGUCAUUCGCGCUGCUGGUGUCAAGAUGGAGGAGUAUGCCCGGGAACCUUGCCCCUGGCGAAUAGUGGAUGACUGUGGUGGGGCCUUUACGAUGGGUACCAUUGGUGGUGGUAUCUUUCAAGCAAUCAAAGGUUUUCGAAAUUCUCCAGUGGGAGUAAACCACAGACUACGAGGGAGUUUGACAGCUAUUAAAACCAGAGCUCCACAAUUGGGAGGUAGCUUUGCUGUUUGGGGAGGUCUGUUUUCCAUGAUUGACUGUAGUAUGGUUCAAGUCAGAGGAAAAGAAGAUCCCUGGAACUCCAUCACAAGUGGUGCCUUAACAGGAGCCAUACUGGCAGCAAGAAAUGGACCAGUGGCCAUGGUUGGGUCAGCUGCAAUGGGUGGCAUUCUCCUAGCUUUAAUUGAAGGAGCUGGUAUCUUGUUGACAAGAUUUGCUUCUGCACAGUUUCCUAAUGGUCCUCAGUUUGCUGAAGAUCCUUCCCAGUUGCCUUCAACCCAGUUACCAUCCUCACCUUUUGGAGACUAUCGACAAUAUCAAUAGGACAUCUCUCCCAGGAUUUCUUUAACAAAAAUGAGCUAUAGUUUGAGAAGGAUUUCAGAAGAUCAAAUUACAAUUGGUUUUUAAAAGCAUAGAUUUUUAAAACUAUGGCCAAAUAGGCUAUGAAGAGACAUUUAGCACUUUUUUCUAUUUAAAAAGGAACAUGGGGUGGGAGUGUUAAUAAUACACUUAUUUAUUCACACUUGCAUUGCAUUUGUGAUCAAAGUGUCUCAUAUCAUUAAAAGAAAAGAUGGUAAGUGCUCACAAGAUGAAGGACCAAAGGGCAAGUAGCAGUGCAGUGUGACCAUCAAUUCCUGAGGACUUCUCUGCCUGAUUUUAUGUGUUCUGUUAUUCAAACAAUAAAAAGCUCCUGGAACUUACUCUUUUUCUUAAAAGAUAAGUUGUAGAGUUCUACUUUUCAUGCUUGCAUACUUCAGGUAAUGCAUGUUUUAUAGUUGGUGCCUCAUCUAACUUGAAGUGAAUUAUAUGUCAGAAGAAUUACAUGGAGUUACCAUGGAUCAUUUUACAGUGGAAUCCUUAAUGGAUUGAAGGAUACGGUAAAAUGUAUAGUCUACUUUGAAAGUAAAAUAUGCUGUCUUGAUUGUGAAGAUGUCGGAUACAAAACUCUCUUACCUUUAGUGCUGUUGUGUCUUGGUUCCUGAUAAUCAGAAACAACUUGCUUCCAAUAUACCUAAUUCUAUAUGAAGACUUCAUAGAGGCUACAGUGGUGCUGGGAAAGUCUGAUGUUUAAUGUGUCCUUGAAAAUAAAAUAUGCACUGGUUUUAAUGUGUUCCAA
This is a messenger RNA of Otolemur garnettii (small-eared galago), 1368 nucleotides long. It is a transcript of the gene TIMM17A, whose product is annotated as translocase of inner mitochondrial membrane 17A. The record is from RefSeq and is a predicted model, not a curated record. Gene Ontology annotation, molecular function: transmembrane protein transporter activity. Gene Ontology annotation, cellular component: mitochondrial inner membrane; TIM23 mitochondrial import inner membrane translocase complex. The transcript is spliced from 6 exons. Gene Ontology annotation, biological process: protein import into mitochondrial matrix. NCBI's taxonomy places the organism in Eukaryota, Metazoa, Chordata, Mammalia, Primates, Galagidae. Bases 60 to 575 code for a protein of 171 amino acids.